Molecule: messenger RNA, 1424 nt
Organism: Vigna unguiculata (cowpea)
Lineage: Eukaryota; Viridiplantae; Streptophyta; Magnoliopsida; Fabales; Fabaceae
Product: nudix hydrolase 23, chloroplastic-like
Molecular function (GO): hydrolase activity
Source: RefSeq, a predicted model, not a curated record
AUGAUGUUUUUCAUUUCUUUAAUAUAAUAAAAUGUUUGUUCGAAAACUAAAAACAGUAACACUUUAUUUUUGAAGUAAGAAGAUUUAGGUCUUAUCGUUUGAAGAUUUUGGAUUAAGAAAAGGGGGGAAGAGAGGGGUUUCUUCUAUACGUUAAAUUGGGUGAUUUUGAAUUUGAAAACCGAACCGUGACUACUGAAAAGGGGGUUUGGUUACGUAUAAUUGCGUGUUCCAAUUCAUAACUGAAUAACAAAAAUGAUGGUGAAGGGAAUCCAGAUUCAGAUAUGUGGAUUGGUAAGUCAACGAUGGAUUCAGAAACCCCGCACAUUCUCAUCCUUCUCAUUUUCCCCAAUUCCACACCCUAACCCUUAUUCCAAACUGCUUCCCACCAAAACCAUCGUUCGUAGGGUUCGAUUCGCGCCAUUUCACGCUUCCUCGACACCGCUUCCUUCUGCCGGAAAUGUUCGACAUAUUAAGUUUUGUCAGUGGUGUGGUGGUUCUACGAAGCAUGAUAUUCCUGAAGGGGAAGAAAAGUUGAGAGCUAUUUGUACGGUUUGUGGGAAGAUUGCGUAUCAGAAUCCGAAGAUGAUAGUUGGCUGUCUCGUUGAACAUGAUAACAAGGUGCUCCUUUGCAAGAGGAAUAUUCAACCAUCUCAUGGCCUGUGGACACUUCCUGCUGGUUAUUUGGAAAUUGGAGAGUCGGCUGUGGAUGGUGCCAUAAGAGAAACAAGGGAGGAAGCAAAUGCAGAUGUGGAAGUAAUUUCACCAUUUGCCCAACUGGAUAUUCCUUUAAUUGGCCAAAUUUAUUUGAUAUUCUUGGCAAGGCUGAAGAAGCCGCAUUUUUCACCUGGUCCAGAAUCAUCAGCAUGCCAACUUUUUCCACUUGACGAUAUACCUUUUGAUUCUCUAUCCUUUUCAUCGAUGGUGGUUACCUUAAGUUUGUAUGUUGAGGAUAUUAAGACCGGAAAACUCAAAUUCCAUUAUGGAACCAUUAACAAAAGGCCGGGUACAAGUCCUUCUGAUAUUCGUGCCUAUACGCUGGAUCAUCAUAUGCAGUCAUGAGUAAUUAUAAGCAGUAGUGCAUCAGAAGAUUGUAAGUAAAAGGAAAAGAAAAAAAGUCCUCUAGUGAGAAGAUUGCACGUCUUCUGCAAGAACCUCCGAGUGUUGACUUGUUGAAUUCACCAUUGUCACAAGCUUCUUAAACUCAACAUUGUAACGAGGUAUACUACCACCGUUUCCAUUUCAGUUGACAUGUUACACAAAUGUGCAUCAUUGCCUGCGAAUCCCAACUACUACUCUUUUGGACCUACCAUAUCAAAUUGGUACGCAGUUUCUAUUGCUGUAGAAAAAACGAUACCUGUUUUAUCUCCUUUGGAAUUGUAAACAUAACAUUCAUCGAUAUUAAUUAAAUUCUUUUUGAAAAUGUA